Molecule: messenger RNA, 3969 nt
Organism: Bubalus bubalis (water buffalo)
Lineage: Eukaryota; Metazoa; Chordata; Mammalia; Artiodactyla; Bovidae
Gene: BCL7A
Product: BAF chromatin remodeling complex subunit BCL7A
Exons: 6
Coding region: 401-1033 (210 amino acids)
Source: RefSeq, a predicted model, not a curated record
CGCCCGCCAGCCCGCCUCCCCCACUACCCCGCGUGCCCGGAGCCGGGGGUAGCCAGGAGCCCCUCGCCACCUCCCCGGGGAGCGGGGGUCGCGGGCGCCUCCCCCGGGUGGGCGGAGAGGCUGCCGGCGCUGCUCCACGGCGGCGGCGCCCGGAGGCCGCACUAGCGGCGGCCGCGGCGGCGCUGCUCCCCCUGCUUGGUGCAGCUGCCGCCCGGCGCUUGCGCACUGGGCCCUGGGCGCGCGGCGGCACCAGGCUUUGUGUGUGUGUGUAUGUGUGCGAGUGUGUGUGUGUCCGUGUGUGAGUGAGUGAGCGGGCGGGCGGGCGCGAGUGUGGCCGCCGCGGAGCGCGAGCAGGACCCGGCGGGCGCGCUCCCCCAGCCUCUCUCUCCCCGCCAGAACCAUGUCGGGCAGGUCGGUUCGAGCCGAGACCAGGAGCCGGGCCAAAGAUGAUAUCAAGAGGGUCAUGGCGGCUAUCGAGAAAGUGCGCAAAUGGGAGAAGAAGUGGGUGACUGUGGGUGACACAUCCCUGCGGAUCUACAAGUGGGUCCCCGUGACGGAGCCAAAGGUUGACGAUAAAAACAAGAACAAGAAGAAGGGCAAAGAUGAGAAGUGUGGCUCAGAGGUGACCACGCCAGAGAACAGCUCCUCCCCGGGAAUGAUGGACAUGCAUGAUGAUAACAGCAACCAGAGCUCCAUCGCAGAUGCCUCCCCCAUCAAACAGGAGAACAGCAGCAACUCCAGCCCUGCUCCCGAGCCCAACUCAGCCGUGCCUGGCGAUGGCACUGACACCAAGGUGGACGAGGCCCAGGCCGAUGGGAAGGAGCUCCCCGGGGCCGAAGAUGCUUCCGACGAGCAGAAUUCACAGUCUUCAAUGGAAAACUCGAUGAACAGUUCAGAGCAAGUCGAACGGCAGCCGUCUGGAGAUGCGGGCCUGGCUGCAGAGACAUCCACAAUCUCUCAGGAUCUGGAAGGAGUGCCACCCUCCAAAAAGAUGAAACUGGAGGCUUCGCAACAGAACUCCGAGGAGAUGUAGACUCCGAGUUCAGUCCUCUGAUCCACGUCUCACGGGAGAUCCAUCAGCAGGCUUAGUUGUUGAACAACCUUACCCGAGCAGAUCCCUGUCGGGUGCAAAGGGAACUACUAACUUAACAAGUUUACCAAGUGCAAAUCCAAGAAAACCUAGGACGGCGUAACUUCUCAGACACUGAAGAACUUUCUGCUGUGAAGCAAAACACUCGAAUCUUGAAGUGACUAUCCUGGGGAAGGCGGGGUCGACAGCUCAGGAGCGUCUGGACACUGUCUCUGAAGCCAAGAUUACAUUUGUGUUGCUGCUGUAUUUUUUUUUUUUUUCCUCCCCACUCCUCUAUUUAAUGAUAUAAGCUAUUUGAGGGUGGUACUGAUCAGGAAUUCGCUUUUUCAUCGGGGCUUUUCACUGUUCAACCGAUAUUCCUUCCGCUUUCUUUUUUUGUGCCUUGUGCCCUUGAGGUGACCUCUGGCAUGUUUUCCUGGUUGUUUUGCAUCUCCCCUUACAAGUGCCCUCUUGGUUCAGUUCAGGCAGCCAUUGCUCCGGUCCUCGAGUCUUUCUCCUCCCUGCCUCAGGACUUCAGCUGGCAUGGACCAGGCAGGGAGAAGGAGAGCUUGAGGCCACAGAAGAGCAGGACCUCCCCGGCCAUCUGGUUUCUAGGUGCAGCUGGGAGGCUGCAGGAUACACCCUGAGCCCUGGUUGGGGACAGUGCUAGCCUCCAGGGUCCGAGGAGUCUCAGAUGUCUGGGCAUUGUCCCCAGGGCUUACUUGAGGCAUCUGAACUGGUGUUUCCAAGCCCACAGCUGCCCAGAGGGACAUACAGAGCCCUUGGAUUGUUCUGGCACUUCCUGCCUCAGCCCCUCUCCCCCAUAUGGCAACCUCCCACACCUCCGAAGAUGGACUGGCUUCUGCGGCUGAUGGCAGGACGGUCUCCUUAAGAUGAUAAAGGGCCAGAGGAGGCUGGGAGCAGACGGCAGGAAUAGCUGGUGCUGAACUUUCUCUCACAGGACGUUGCUUGGAUUUCAAAUCCACAGUCACCUGCUGCCCUAGUCUACCUCCCCAGCUCCACCUGGCCCCAUCCGCGGGGGAGGUGAGGUUGCAGUCGGCUGAAAUCCAGAGUCCACUGGCUUCUUUCUGCACACUGUUCCGACUCCUGGAGCCAACAGUUGGAUCGCGUCUCUUUCCCAGGAUGCUCCGAGGGUCCCCACGGGGGAGCAGGCCUUAAGGGUUGGAACUUGAAGGCCAGAAAUGAGGCCCCUGAGAAACUGGAGAGCUUUGCGCUCCUCCAGAAAGGGGGCCCUGGGGUCCCUCCCCCGCCUCCAUCCCCUGCCUGCACUGGGACAGCUUCCUGUCACUAAAACGGAGAAGCACCUAUUCUCCCCACGCCCCCCACCGUGGAUGAACUGCCUCACUGUUUGGUUCUGAGGCCUGGUUUGCUCUUAAUUCCUGUACGGACUCCUCAGACCCUUACCCUUCUCCUGAGCUUUCUUUACUGCACUGGAGUUCCAACUCCCUUUGAGUUGUGUGAGGGGGGAGGGGGGGCUCCGGGUUUUGUUGGUUGGUUGUUUUUUUUUUUCUGUUUGUUUGUUUGUUUUUGUUUCUGUUCUGCCAAUUGGUGCAUAUAUUCAAGUCCCACCUUUCACGUGUGGAUCUCUCUCCUGACCACCAUGGGGAGUGUCUGCCAGACUCCAUUUUCUAAGCGUUUCUGAGGGUGAGGCUCUUUGUUUUUGAAGGGAGCCGAUCUAUUUCCUGCACUUCAAGAAGAAUCAAAAUGUUCCUGAAUUUCAAAUACCUCAUGCAAACAUGUCUCCUGAAGCAAGGGAAGGGAAAAACACACACACACACACACAAACUUUGCAAAUGGUCAUCUUGAAGUUAGGAUGCCGGAAGGUUUCUGUCUUAAAAAAUCCUUAUCAAUUUUGCCCCUCAGGCAGUCAGUUCUGGGAGAACUGUGUUCUGAGUUACCUCUCAGUGUAUCUCAAGGCGGCUUUACCUCCAGAUCCUAUAGAAUCAGAAUUAACGUCCUUUCUUUGCAGCAAAACUCCAUUUGGAUGAAAGAUGAAUCUGGAUAUCUAUUUCCUCCUCUUUAUUUUUUUUGGGAAACGAGAGGUGACAAGCAAGACAGCCGAAGACGAAUCACAACACAGGCAUCCGUGGAAACAGCAGGGUCCCCUCGACAGGCAAGGGGAGCGGACACAGUUGAGGGUGAACACAAGACGACGCCCAGGAUACAAGGCUGUCAUUAGUUUUUCUCUGAAGUGCCUGAAGGUAGGAAAUGGGCCGGGGGUCCGGACCGACUGGGCCCCGCCACGGCCACGCCAGGCAGAGCGGCCAGCGGCCCUGCGCCCCCAUCCACGCUGGCCAGGAAGGCCUUCCACGUGGGAUGGCGAGACUGCAAAAACCCACAUGUGCUUCCUCCCCCGACAUGUCCCACUCGGGGCCGCCGCCCUGCCCCCCACGCCAUCCUGCGCCCCUCGCCCCCCUCCCACCACGGAAUCUGAGACCUUUCAGCCGGCCGAGCCAGAGGCGGGGGUCCUAAGCGAAUGCCUUCCGCCAACACCAGGCCCUGCAGCCUAAAGGGCUCCCAGGGCGAACUUAACUCCCCGCAAAACUUGAAGUUGGGGAUGCUGCGGUUACACAUUCCACAAAGUGCUGGCACUUACACCCAUAACCCGAAGGCGGAAGACUGACUCACAGGUGGUGACCUCCCAUUACCAACGAUGUCAUGGUUUGGAAUGUUCCAUUAUCAGCCAAGGACCUGGUUAGAGAUAUAAAGACCUUUUUAUUCACCGUUACCUAAUUGUUUUUUUUCUUACGAUUUUUUUUUUUUUGGUGUGUUGUACAGCAGUAUAAUUUUUCACUUAUUUAUUCCAUCAGUAGAUAUGGUUUGUACAAUGUACAAUGGUUCCAUUUCAGAAAAUAAAAGAAAAAUUCAAAUCAUGAACA